This is a messenger RNA of Hippopotamus amphibius kiboko, 891 nucleotides long. RefSeq names its product serine/threonine/tyrosine-interacting protein-like. Gene Ontology annotation, cellular component: nucleoplasm; cytoplasm. Bases 166 to 654 code for a protein of 162 amino acids. NCBI's taxonomy places the organism in Eukaryota, Metazoa, Chordata, Mammalia, Artiodactyla, Hippopotamidae. The record is from RefSeq and is a predicted model, not a curated record. Gene Ontology annotation, molecular function: F-box domain binding; protein tyrosine/serine/threonine phosphatase activity. Gene Ontology annotation, biological process: regulation of ERK1 and ERK2 cascade; negative regulation of SCF-dependent proteasomal ubiquitin-dependent catabolic process; protein dephosphorylation. The transcript has 2 exons.
GAAAAAGAAGUAACAUCCAUAGAAUCUGCUGCCGUGGAUCUCCUCGAUGCCUGGCAUGUGGCCGGCAGUGUGCUCUGUGACUACAAUGACAAGAGUCUUUGACCUAACUUCCUUAAAAAUUUUUCUGUAUAAAAAGGUUAUAACAUACUGGAGUGGACCUACCCUAUGAGACGAGAGAUGCAGGAAAUUUUGCCCGGAUUGUUUCUAGGCCCAUAUUCUUCCGCCAUGAAGAGCAAGCUACCUAUCCUACAGAAACAUGGAAUAACUCAUAUAAUAUGUAUAAGACAAAAUAUUGAAGCAAACUUUAUUAAACCCAACUUUCAACAAUUAUUUAGAUAUUUAGUCUUGGAUAUUGCAGAUAAUCCAGUUGAAAAUAUAAUACGUUUUUUCCCCAUGACUAAAGAAUUUAUUGAUGGGAGCUUACAAAGUGGAGGAAAAGUUCUUGUCCAUGGGAAUGCAGGGAUCUCCAGGAGUGCUGCCUUUGUUAUUGCAUACAUUAUGGAAACAUUUGGAAUGAAGUACAGAGAUGCAUUUGCUUAUGUUCAAGAAAGAAGAUUCUGUAUUAAUCUUAAUGCUGGAUUUGUCCAUCAACUUCAGGAAUAUGAAGCCAUCUACCUAGCAGAAUUAACAAUACAGAUGAUGUCGCCACUUUAGAUAGAAAGGUCGUUAUCUGUACAUUCUGGCACCACAGGCAGUUUGAAGAGAACGCAUGAAGAGGAAGAUGAUUUUGGAAACAUGCAAGUGGCGACUGCACAGAAUGGCUGAUUCAAGAGCAACAGUAUAGAGGAUGGAAAUUUCUAUUUGGGAAGGAGAAAGUACUACAGACAGUAAUAAUGUAUAAUGGCAAAAACACAAGAAGUAGUUUCUUUUCAAUUACAUGUUGCUUCCAGA